This is a messenger RNA of Aspergillus campestris IBT 28561, 991 nucleotides long. Its product is annotated as thermonuclease family protein. NCBI's taxonomy places the organism in Eukaryota, Fungi, Ascomycota, Eurotiomycetes, Eurotiales, Aspergillaceae. Gene Ontology annotation, cellular component: mitochondrion; cytoplasm. The record is from RefSeq and is a predicted model, not a curated record. The transcript is spliced from 3 exons. Bases 122 to 991 code for a protein of 289 amino acids.
CCUCCCCUCUCACCUUGUCCCUACCGCCGGAGAACCAGAGCAAGCGAGCCUAGUCUAGACCUUUCAUUACAUCACAUCACAUCAACUCAGAACGCGGCCCGGCGCCAAAGCAUGAACCGCAAUGCGAUGGCCACCAUGGGCGUCCAACACACCACAACAACAAUCCGACAAUGAGCCGCACAACGCGUCCUCCUCCAUAUUCAGCAGCUUCUCCUCCUCCACACCAUCUAAUCAAAAUGACGAAAACAAACACACCAACAUCCUCGACUGGCGCGCCUUCACCGAGCCGCGAACCCUCCUCCCAACCGCCAUCCUCACAACCGCCAUCCUAAGCAUCGUGCACUUCCGCCGCCGUUAUCUCCGCCGCUUCCCAGACGCGAUCAGCAUCUCGCCCAAAUACCUGCGUCAACGCAGUCUCCUCGGCCAAGUGACGAGCGUCGGCGACGGGGACAAUUUCCGCAUCUUCCACACUCCCGGAGGCCGUCUCGCUGGUUGGGGCUGGCUACCGUGGAAGAAGGUGCCUACUUUGCGAAAGGAGUUACGGGAUAAUACAAUCCACGUCCGCCUAGCCGGCAUCGACGCCCCGGAACUCCCCCACUUCGGCCGCCCAGAGCAGCCCUUCGCGCGCGAAGCCCACACCUGGCUAACCUCGUACCUCAUGAACCGGCGCGUGCGCGUCUACAUCCACCGACACGAUCAGUACCAGCGGGCGGUGGGCAGCGUGUGCGUGCGGCGCGCGCUGGACUUCCCUAUUCCGUUCCGGCGGCGCGACGUGUCGUAUGAGAUGCUGAAGCGCGGGCUGGCUACUGUGUAUGAGGCGAAGGUCGGGGCUGAGUUUGGGGGCGAGGAGAUGGAGCGCAAGUAUCGGAAGGCGGAGUGGUGGGCUAAGUUGCGGGGCAAGUUGGAGAGUCCGAGGGAGUAUAAAACUAGGAUGGGGACGUUGGGGGCGGGUGGGAAUGGGAAUGGGAAUGGGAAUGGGGGGAAGAAUUAG